UUUUGACAUUUGGAUGUUUAUUAUUCUGUAAUCUUUAAUCAAAGAGUAAUAAAUCAGCUUUGAUUAUCUGCUGUAUUUUGAUUUUGUAUUAUUUUCAAUUUCCAUAACGUUAUAAAAAAUGAAUCCCCUUACAAAUAUGAAAAAUGUCACUAAACUUAGUGAACGAGAAUUGCAAAAUAACAGCAAAUCUUCAUGGCAUGAUCAAUAUCGAGAUAGUGCAUGGAUUUUUAUUGGUGGCCUACCUUACGAGUUAACAGAAGGUGAUAUAAUCUGCAUAUUUUCUCAGUACGGGGAAAUUGUAAAUAUAAAUCUUAUAAGGGAUAAAGAUAACGGAAAAUCUAAAGGAUUUUGUUUUCUAUGCUAUGAGGACCAGAGAUCAACAAUAUUAGCUGUUGAUAAUUUGAAUGGAAUUAAAGUAUUAAAGAGGAUUAUUAGAGUUGACCACGUUAGUGAAUAUAAGAUUCCUAAAGAGGGUAAAAAAACAGGUGAAGAAACAAAGAAAUUAUAUAAUGAAGGUUGUGCUCCAAAAGCUGUGGUACCCAUUGUCAAAAAAGUUAUCGAGAAUCCAGAAUAUAGAAGGGAGACGUUAGCUGACCAAAUCCAAGCAGACAUAAAAUUACCUGCAAGAUUGCCAAUUCGUAUAGACAUCAAAAAAGAAAUUGAUUCUGAAGAACUAAUUCAGCCCAAAACUGAGCAAGUUAAAAAGGAAAAAAAGAAAUCCAGAAAGUAUUCUGAUGCUGAAGAUUCAGAUUCAGAAUCGAAGAGGAGGAAGAAGAAAAAGAAAAGUCAUAAAAAACAGAAUUCUUCUUCUGAAUCUGAUACAAACAGCGAAAACAAAUUUGAUUCCCAAAAAAAAAAUUUGGAUAGAAAAAUAGGAAGCUUGGGUAAAUUAAAAAAUGAUGAAAAGGGUAUGAGACGAAGGGAAAGAUCAAGAAAUAGGGAAAAUGGCAAAAGGAGUAGAUCUAGAAGUUAUGAAAGAAAACGGGAAAGGAGUCGCUCUAGAAAUCGUGUUGGGAAAAUAAGUAAAGAAAAACACUCACAUGUUGAUAGGAACCAACAUGAAAAAUAUAAAAGACGAUCCAGAAGUCGAUGAAAUAUUCCUAGAUGUUGAAUUGAACACAUACUCAAGUCUUUCUUAUACUGUGUCAUAAAUUGUUUCAGUCUUUCUAAGUCAAACUCCAUGCGAUUUUGAAAGAAUAAUUCAAUAUAUAAUUUAUGGAAAUCAA
Molecule: messenger RNA, 1226 nt
Organism: Coccinella septempunctata (seven-spotted ladybird)
Lineage: Eukaryota; Metazoa; Arthropoda; Insecta; Coleoptera; Coccinellidae
Product: U2 snRNP component ist3
Exons: 4
Coding region: 119-1093 (324 amino acids)
Biological process (GO): mRNA splicing, via spliceosome
Cellular component (GO): catalytic step 2 spliceosome; precatalytic spliceosome; U2 snRNP
Molecular function (GO): RNA binding
Source: RefSeq, a predicted model, not a curated record